UAGUGAAUAUGAGGAUGGGAGCCACGAAAGCCCCUCAAGUCAACAGAACGGUUGGUGAAUGCAACCCGUGGUUAAUGAAAAGACUCCCUGUACUCGUUUAAUGGCCUUGUCUGUUUUUCAGUGCAUUGAUGUGGUAUUUUUUACACCCUCCAUCCCAUUUUCUGUGUUCGGUAUUCUAUGUUAGGAUGGCCCAAAUUGUUUGCUCUCUUUGAAAAGUCAAAGAAAAACGUAAAUACUGUCAAGAUAAGAACCAAUACUGGAGAGCAGAAAUAGAAGCAGAAACAUUCCUUCCUCUGGCACUGUGGCACAUCCCAACCCAGCCAUGGCAGAAACAUGCACAGCACCAAACAGGUAUGCAGUCGUUACAGGGGCAAACAAAGGAUUAGGAUUUGAAAUCUGUAGGCAAUUAGCUUCAAAUGGAAUCACUGUGGUAUUAACAGCCAGGGAUGAGAAAAGGGGUACUGAAGCUCUAGAGAAACUCAAAGGGUCUGGACUGUCCGACCUUGUGGUGUUUCAUCAGCUUGAUGUAGCCAAUCCAUCUAGUAGUGCUUCCCUUGCUGAUUUUGUCAAGACCCAGUUCGGGAAGCUUGAUAUCUUGGUGAACAAUGCUGGAAUUGGUGGGGCCAUCAUUGAUUGGGAUGCUGCCGCUGCUGGGUCUAGAGACCAAAUAAAUUGGAAUGAGUUGAUGACUCAGACUUACGAGUUGGCGAAAGAAUGCUUGGAAACAAACUACUAUGGAGCUAAAUGGAUGAUUGAAGCAUUUAUUCCCCUCCUCCAGUUAUCUGAUUCGCCGAGAAUUGUCAAUGUUUCUUCUGGCAUGGGGAAGUUAAAGAAUAUACCAAGUGAACGGGUUAAAGGACUAUUGAAUGACGCUGAAACCCUCACAGAAGAUAACAUAGACGAGUUACUAAAUGAGUUUCUCGAAGAUUUCAAGGAGAACUCAUUAGAAAGCAAAGGUUGGCCCGCCUUUUCCUCUGCUUAUAUAGUAUCCAAAGCAGCUACGAACGCAUAUACAAGAAUUCUGGCCAAGAAUUAUCCAACUUUCCGCAUCAACUGUGUAUGCCCUGGUUUUGUCAAAACAGAUAUGAACAACUACAGUGGUAUUUUUAGUGUAGAAGAAGGUGCUGAACAUCCGGUGAGAUUAGCAAUGCUUCCUGAUGAUGGUCCCACCGGCGUCUUCUUUGUUCAGAAAGAAGUAGCUUCUUUUGUUGGGUGAAUAUUAUUAGUUCCACUCUCUCAGAUGAAGAUGGAACUAAAUCCUGUGUAAUGUACCUAAAAGACAAAUGCCUGUGAUAGUUGUGUAACUGCUGUGCCUGUUAUAAACAACUUGAGCCUUGGGGUGAUUAAAUUAUAUUGUGAAUAGUAUUGUCAGCAUGCAUGCAAGGGUUUGCGCUAUGAAAAUCUUAAUAUUUC
Rhododendron vialii is the source of this 1413-nucleotide messenger RNA. RefSeq names its product (+)-neomenthol dehydrogenase-like. Gene Ontology annotation, cellular component: membrane. NCBI's taxonomy places the organism in Eukaryota, Viridiplantae, Streptophyta, Magnoliopsida, Ericales, Ericaceae. The transcript is spliced from 5 exons. The coding region runs from base 323 to 1216 and encodes 297 amino acids. The record is from RefSeq and is a predicted model, not a curated record. Gene Ontology annotation, molecular function: oxidoreductase activity, acting on the CH-OH group of donors, NAD or NADP as acceptor.